AAAAAAGGAGAGUAGAGGAGUGCUGGGUAUUCCUUGGAGGGUCAUGGUGGAGGAAGUGUUGGUUGGUGCAGCGUCCUCCUUCUUUACCCCUGCUUGCGGCACUGCUCCCGACACCUGCCCACCUCCAGCUCGGCACCGGCCCGCCGUCCAACAGGUGUGUGCGCGUUACCAUUGCGGGGAUAGAUGCGCGCGAGUUCCGAUUUGAUAGGAAGGUUUCCGGGUCUAACUUCCUGCCUAUUAACUAUGAAUCACGCACCUCUUCCCUUCUGCAGGUAACUUGGCGAUGGCGGGUUAUUAAGUGUGGAAAGGGAGCCUCGGAGAAGGAUGGGUUCAGUUUGUUAUCGGAGUUUGGCAUCUGUGAGGACCGAGCUGCCAGACGCAUAAUAUUUACCCGGAUUGGUUGUGGAUGUCUGUUGGAGGCGACGAGGCGUGUUCAACGUCAGUUGUCAGAGGACCGUCGACGUGAGGGGGCUGCGCUCGUAUCCUUAGUUUCCCGAGCUGCGCGGGGCAUUGGCCUAACUUUUAACCCGCUAAACCGUCACUUUCGACUCAGUAUUCAGUGACAGUCGUUGGUGACUAGAGUGCAAUACGAUCGCUCGCCACCGGCAAUGAGCGGCCGCGGCAGUGUUGUAAUCGUGUAAUAAGGAACAAGAUAAAUAUAUCUUAAGUUUGAUCUAGAUGGAUAAAGUCUGGGUAAACUCGGAGUGCUAUCUUGGGUGACCCAUGUACUGCGUGGGCUGAGGCCGGGGAGCUGCUGCCUCGACUGGCCUCACGAUCACCACGGGGCGGCUCCACAGUAACACCGGCGGCACUGAUCCAGCCUAGCAGCAAGGCACACCACACGACGGCAGCCUCACGUCACGUCACUGCCAAGGUGAGUUGUGCGGUGGCGUGCGUGGAGGGAGAGGACGUGUGUGUGUGGUACAGGUGUGGGGGAGCGUAGACAGUGGAGGAGCCAGGCAGGUACUGUACACGCGCGGACCGGCCUGGGGAGUGUCUAUGGUGGUGCGUGCCCGUGGCGGCGUUACUAAUGUACAGGACGCUUUCCUUUAACGAGACAUGAGCUGAGAUGAAAGACAGGCAAAAGCCAGCAAAUCACAGGAACAGCAAGAGGAUCCGUGACUUGUAGACGCAUACCAGGUGGUGAGGUGUCGGGGUGAGGAUGCCCGCAUGGAGAAGUGUGUCAGGACUAUCUACUUCACCGUUGGAGGUAAACAGGACUCGGCCAGCCUCCAUCCUGACUCUCGCCCAGAAGAUGUUCGAGAACUGUUCCGGAGCGCUUGCGGGGCGGGGCCAGGUGACGUCAUCAAGCUGUACACCAGUGAGGGACAUGUACUGAACGCCGGGACAUAUCUCCCUGCUAACACCCCUGCCAACCCCUACCGUCUGCACGUCGCCGCCACCCCCUGCAACGGAGAGAAGCUGAACCGGCUGGGGAUUGACCUUAUGGACCUGGAGCAGAGGCUGUGCGAGGUCGAGCGAAGCGUGGCCGCCCUCCGAGCAGACCUGCCUCCCGUGGUUGAGGAACUGAGGUGUGCGGUGGAGACCUUCAGGAUGAGGCUGGAAACUACUGAGCAUCUAUCCUGGCUGGGGUUCUACAAGAAGGGGAUUGGAGAGCCUCUCGGGAAUCUUGGGAGUCCUCACCCUUACUGGAAGAAUGUGGAGUACCGAAGGAAAGGCGAGGACGAGGUGGCAACAGUGUGCAGUAAAUUUAGAGAAAUAUGUGAUGGUGUGGUAGGCAAGGACACGCAGGAGCUCCUGAGACUGCCCUCAUUCAACAACUGGGCAUGGGAGGACUGGGAAAUUCUCUUGCUCCUACAGCACAUGUACAAUGAUCUUGGACUCCUGUCAAAGUUCGGGAUUGAGACUGAAGUGUUCCGAAGGUUCCUGUGCAGGGUAUAUCACUGCUAUAACCAAGUGCCCUUCCACAACUUCAUGCACGCUUUCUGUGUGACGCAGAUGAUGUACGGGAUGAUCUGCAAGUGUGACCUUCAGAGACGACUGGGUGACCUUGAUGCUCUCAUUUUACUUACCUCUUGCGUCUGUCAUGACCUUGAUCAUCCGGGCUUCAACAAUAUUUAUCAGAUCAACGCCAGGACUGAACUUGCCCUGCGCUACAAUGACAUCUCACCACUGGAGAAUCAUCACUGCUCUGUGGCCUUCAGUGUCCUGGAACGGAAUGAGUGCAAUAUAUUUAAGAAUCUGACAGCAGAGGACUACAAGAAGGUGCGGGAAGGCAUCAUCCGCUGCAUCCUGGCCACAGACAUGGCACGGCACAAUGAAAUCCUCUCAGACUUUAGGGACAUCAUACCAGAAUUUGCUUUUGAUAACCGAGCACAUGUUAAUGUGCUGUCCAUGGUGCUGAUCAAGGUGGCUGACAUCAGCAAUGAGGCACGCCCGCUGGACAUUGCUGAGCCCUGGCUGGAGUGUCUCAUGCAGGAAUUCUUCAAUCAAAGUGAUCUGGAGAAGCUUGAAGGUCUGCCAGUGUCUCCAUUCAUGGACCGGGAGAAGGUGACCAAGCCUUCCUCACAGUGCUCCUUCAUUGGCUUUGUCCUGCUGCCUCUCUUUGAAGCUCUAGGGAAGGUCCUCCCAGAGUUAGAUGAACUGAUCAUCCAGCCAGUGAGGUUUGCAUUGGAUCACUACAGAAAAUUAAAUGAAGCUGCAAAAAAGGCUUCAGAAGAGCAAGAAAACAUCCUGGAACCAGCAAUUGAAGAGGAGGAACUGGAGGUGGAGAAACCCAAUACUAAUAGUCACCUCACUCACCUGUCUCGGGAAAACUCUAAGAGGGUUGUGCAGAAAACGGAAAGCUCCUUCAGCAUCGGGAGCAGGGCAUCAUCACGGAUGUCCAUGUACCGUUCCAGCACCUGUGAUUAUGGGGAUGGGACAGAAAUGGACACAGAGACAGAAGUGGAUGUGAGUGAAAGGACAUCAAGAUUUAAAAUUGCCACAGACAUUCAUAUCUCCCCAUCCCGGAGGAACAGCUCAGAGCGACGCAGCAGUGUUGGCGGGCGCUCCAGCUGUGAGCGAACUGUGUCACCGAGAGCCCUUGAGGAUCGGCUCCUCCCACAUGCUGAGGCCAAGAAUGAACCUGAAGAUGAUGAGGUGCAUCCUAAGAAAAGUGAAAAGGAGUCUUUGUUUGCUCGGUUUAGAAUUUUCUCAGAACGUCUCUCAUCCAGUGACAAGGACAGGACCUCCAAUGGGUCAACCUUGGUGGGCAGUCGAAGCACGAGGUAUAAACAGGGUGGCCUGCAGAGUGUUCUGAAACGUAGUAGGAGUAAAUCAGAGCCCACAAAGAGUAGACAUCACCGAACAUUUCAUAUAUCACGGCCAAGAAUUAGCUUUGGUACAAAUCCCCAGAAAUCGCAGUGUGAUGAAAAUAUGUUCAAUAAUCAUGAAAAAGAGAAAGCACGAGACAAAUGCAAGGAAUCUUCUUCUGAGGGUCUUAUCUCUGCAUUAGAAAUAAAAACUUCUACCUCCUUUGAACUUAUUGAACAAAAAAAGCCUUGUGUGUCAUCUAGUGCUCAACCUUCACCAACACUCUCAGAAAAGUGUGUAUUAGUUACAAACUCUAUCUUGAAGCACAAAGGUUUUAGUUUAUCUCUUGAUGUCUUGCCAAGAAAGAAUGGUCGACUGAGGAGAUCAGCAGCAACUGAAACCCACACAGCAGAAAAUACUCCAGGUGGCUCUGAGGACAACCUUUUAGAAGAGACCAAGAAGCAGCAGGCGGAUGGAGCUGUCAGACUUAUCCGACAUCAACCAAUGCUUAGUCAUACUAAAGGAGUUCAGUCAACUGAUGGACUAAAAGGCUUGAAAAAAAAGCCAGAGUCCACUAAGGCUUUGCUUUUCAAGUCCUUAUCCUUCAGAAAGAAAUCUCCCACCAAAGAUGAUGAAAUGAGGCCAGGUGAUUCCUGUGGUCCCAGUGAAGAAAGGUUAUGACAGGCAGGAACCUGUUUCUGUUUUUAAGGAUUAUUUAAUGGUUAGAUGGAACCACUGGGAAGUUGAGGGAUGCUGCAGGUCACAAUGUAUGAAGGUAGAGAGUCUUCCACAGUGGAUCAGUCUUCACUCCAAUUGCAAUUAUUUUUGAGAUGCUUAGAAAGUUAAGUAAAACUUAUAGGAAGCAUCCUUACAUCAAAAGACAUAUAGUCAGCAAAUUGCACUAUGAACUGACAUGUGUAGUAUUUGUUGCAAAAA
Scylla paramamosain (green mud crab) is the source of this 4191-nucleotide messenger RNA. Its product is annotated as high affinity cGMP-specific 3',5'-cyclic phosphodiesterase 9A-like. NCBI's taxonomy places the organism in Eukaryota, Metazoa, Arthropoda, Malacostraca, Decapoda, Portunidae. Gene Ontology annotation, molecular function: 3',5'-cyclic-GMP phosphodiesterase activity. The record is from RefSeq and is a predicted model, not a curated record. Gene Ontology annotation, biological process: cGMP catabolic process; signal transduction. The coding region runs from base 1171 to 3936 and encodes 921 amino acids. The transcript has 17 exons.